GUGCUCCGAAUGCUGAACAACCGGUUUAGCAUUAGCUGUUUUGACUCUUUACGAUCACCUAUUGGAAAAAGAAAACCGUCGAAGAACCAGUCUUUUUAUGUCUUAGCAUUUCUGAACAAGUGAUUGGUCGCUGAAGUCACACCUUCCACAUUGUUUAUCCGAGGUCAAGGUCUUUUAUAAAGAAAUGUCGAUCAUUGGGAAAUUUAACUUUCAAGAACUGAAUAAUUUGAACUUAUGUGUGAAGAGAUUGGCUAAACAUUGCUGUAAACGACAAUUUAACAAACAGAUUUCUAGUUCCACACGACAUGGUAAGUUUGGUUUCCUUUUUGACAUUGAUGGUGUCAUUGUAAGAGGAAAACGUCUUCUUCCAUCAGCUAGAGCUGCAUUUGAACUGCUGAUAGAUCGACAUGGACAUUUUCAAGUUCCCACACUUUUUGUUACAAAUGCUGGCAAUAGUUUACGACAACAAAAAGCUGAACAGUUAUCAGAAUGGUUAAAGAUAAAGGUUGAUGCAGACCAGGUUGUGAUGUCACACAGUCCUCUGAAAAUGUUUCGACAGUUCCAUGACAAAAAAGUAUUAGUCACAGGACAAGGGCCAGUUGUAGAUAUUGCUAAAGGCCUAGGAUUUAACAAUGUGAUUACAGUAGAUGAGAUACGACAUAUUUUUACCAAUCUUGAUAUGGUGGAUCAUAAACGUCGAAAAUCUGCUCCAUGUGGAUUUCAAGAUUACUUUCCAAGAAUUGAGGCUGUGAUAUUAUUUGGAGAACCAGUCAGAUGGGAGACACAUUUACAACUGGUCGUUGACAUUUUAUUGGCCAAUGGAAAACCCCAUGAAGCCCCCAGUGAAAUCCCUUAUCCACAUCUUCCAGUUCUAGCCUGUAAUAUGGAUCUAUUAUGGAUGGCAGAAGCAUCCAUGCCUAGAUUUGGACAUGGAUGUUUUCUUGUAUGUUUAGAACAACUCUACCAAAAACUUUCAGGCAGAGAACUAAAAUACACAGCAUUGAUAGGUAAACCAAGUGAAAUUACAUACCACCAUGCAGACCAUCUACUUUAUCAGCAAGCCAAACAACUAGGAUGGGAAAAUGUAGAUAAUAUAUAUUGUAUAGGAGAUAAUCCAGAAACAGAUAUAUAUGGUGCCAAUUUAUAUAACAGAUAUUUACAAAAUCGUGCCUACCAAAUGAGAAACAUAAAGAAAAAGAGAGUUUUAGCAGGAAAUUCCUCAACUCUUGAUGUGGACUCAGAUGAUGAUGAACUUAUUAGUUCGGUUGUUAAUACUAUAGAGGACGAGGAGUUAGAGAGUAAUUACGCUAUGAACUGUCACUCAAUAUUAGUAUGCACAGGAGUAUAUUGUUCGUCUCGGGACUAUGUGACUUAUGACAACAAGAAACCGUCCAACCAUAAUCAUAGAGACUUUGUUUUAGACCCUCAUCUAAAACAACCUAAUUAUGUUGUGCAAAAUGUACACGAAGCAGUUCAAUUAGUCUUUCAAAAAGAACAAUGAUAUUAAAGAUUUUAGUGGAUUUGUUUUUAAGGAUAAGAAUCUUGUUAAUGUAUACACUUCCUUUUAUUGUUUUUAUUGUCAUUAUUAUUUAUUAUUUUUUAAAUGGUCAUCUUUAGAUUGUUGUUAUUAUUAUUUCUUUGAGAAAUUUGUUAUCAUUAUUCCAAAGAUGUGAGUAAUUGCAUAGAUUACCCUCAUGACUCUAUCAUACAUUUCAUUGAAAAACAAAACAUGAUUGCAAUAAUAGUGUUAGUUCAAUUGUGCUAUUCUGACUGAAAAGAUUUUACAACUAUUUAUGCAUAAUUCUGAUAUUUUUAAGAUUGUUUCAAAGAACCCUUUUAAAAAUGAUAUUGUUCCUAGAAUUCAGAGAGAUAAUUAUUCCAGAAUGAUGCAAUUAUACUGGAAGUUUCAGCACUGUAACAUUGUAUAAAAUAAUUACAAUAUAUAGGAAAGUCCAUCAUUGUAUUCUGUCAAAAUUACUGAAUUUGUAGAUAUUAUUUUUGGCUUCUUUUGGAGUUUAUAUAUUGUAUUGCAUAUUCACUAUUGGUUUUACAAGAUUUGAAUAUUGAAUUCUGCAGCUGACAAAUUUACAAAUUGCAAUAUAAGCAUCUAAACUGACUAUACAGUAAAUGUUUUGCUCAUUCUUGAAGACUGUACAGUGACCAACAGUUGCUUAAAUCAGCUUCAUUUGGACUUAUGGUGAUUUGCCUCGUUGCUAAUCAUACUACAUCCCUAUGUUUUAUAAUGAAUUGCCAAUUAUAAAUUUGGAAAUAUUUUGAAAAAAAAUUCAGUGCAUUCACAAUUAAAAAUUACUGGUAUUAGGAAAACAAUCUAUUGUUAACAUAUAUAUAAAAUUCCAGUAUUUUGGUUUUAAAAGUAUUAAACUACUACAAUUAGAGUUGAACAAUUUAUUAUAGCUUCUGAAAAAGAUUACCUAGUCAAAAGAACAAGGACAGAAAAUUCCUGAAACUUAAGACUGAUAUUAUUUCUUUUUCCAGUUUGCUUAUUUAAAAGUAUUGCAGCCGUAGGGCUUGUGUGUCAUGAUUAAACAAAUAAAAUAGAUUAAGAACUACUGUA
Mytilus trossulus (common blue mussel) is the source of this 2575-nucleotide messenger RNA. Its product is annotated as haloacid dehalogenase-like hydrolase domain-containing 5. Gene Ontology annotation, cellular component: mitochondrion. The transcript has 8 exons. The coding region runs from base 185 to 1501 and encodes 438 amino acids. NCBI's taxonomy places the organism in Eukaryota, Metazoa, Mollusca, Bivalvia, Mytilida, Mytilidae. Gene Ontology annotation, biological process: glycerophospholipid biosynthetic process. The record is from RefSeq and is a predicted model, not a curated record.